Electrophorus electricus (electric eel) is the source of this 2358-nucleotide messenger RNA. Lineage: Eukaryota; Metazoa; Chordata; Actinopteri; Gymnotiformes; Gymnotidae. The record is from RefSeq and is a predicted model, not a curated record.
CAGUCAGCUGCUCAAUGUUUACAUCCAGAAUUGUGGCCCCUCGCACUGAAUGUUGAUGGGAAGAGAUCUGACAGGGUAAAACAAAAAACAAAACAAUGGACAGCGUUAAACGAACAGACAGCGCCUGUUAACAUCGUCGGUAAAGCGUUACUUCAGUUAAGCGGGCAGAGUCUGAGUGGCCGGCGUGUUGCCCGCGACGAGUUUCUUUGUUUGCGGAGGAGAUCAAAUUAACCAUCUCUUGCGAGACCUUUAUUUCCAACCAGAUCGACUGUUUGCAUCCGAGCAAAUAAUUACAAUGGGUGGAGCAGUGAGUGCAGGGGAGGACAAUGAUGAGUUGAUUGACAACCUGAAGGAGGCCCAGUACAUUCGUUCGGAGCUCGUGGAAUGUGCUUUCAGGGCCAUUGACCGUGCUGACUACUAUCUAGAGGAGUUCCGGGACAGCGCCUACAAGGACCUGGCCUGGAGACAUGGCAACAUCCACCUUUCUGCACCUUGUAUCUAUUCUGAGGUGAUGGAAGCCCUGGAUCUACAGCCUGGUCUGUCCUUCCUGAACCUGGGAAGCGGAACAGGGUACCUCAGCACCAUGGUGGGCCUCAUAUUAGCGAUGAGUAAAAUUUUAAAAAGCUACUUGAAAGCAACAGAUAAAGAGGCAGUUAUAAAAGGUCCAUUUGGUGUGAAUCAUGGCGUUGAACUACACGCUGACGUCAUUGAUUAUGCUCAUCAGAAGCUGGAUUGUUUUAUCAAGACAAGUGACAGCUUUGACAGGUUUGAGUUCUGUGAGCCAUCGUUUGUAAUGGGGAACUGUCUGGAGAUUGGCCCAGAGAGCAGGCAGUACGACAGGGUGUACUGUGGUGCCGGCGUUCAGAGGGAGCAUGAAGACUACAUGAGGAACCUUCUGAAAGUUGGAGGCAUUUUGGUGCUACCUUUAGAGGAAAAGCUUACUAAAAUCACUCGCACUGGGUAUAACACAUGGGAGACAAAGAAGAUCAUUGCUGUGUCCUUUGCACCUCUCGUGCUUCCAAAACACAGAGAAAAUGGUAAACCCAGAACAGUUCCUCUACCUGCCAUGUUUGAGGUGCGGAGCCUCCAGGAUUUGUCUCGCAUCUCCAUCCGAACGACUCUGAAGAAGUCGGUGUCUGGAUCGUGGCCCCUACCGCGGAGAGUGGGAUUCAGAGGAAGGUCUCGUGCGAAACAGAGACGGGAACACCGUGACUCGACCCUACUGACCAACCGCUACGUGUUCAUGAGCCGCCUUAUCCCCGGACCGCUGAAUGACAACCACCAUCCAGGGACAGAUGAUGAAGAGGAUGACUGCCGGGGGGUUUGUGAAAGAGAGGAGGACGAGGUAGAAGACGAGGAGGAUGGGAGGAGGAAAGAAGGAAGAGUCCUGUUAACUGAGGCUCCUGUUAACCUCCUGAGGGAGAGGAUCCUUAGCCUGCCUCUCCCAGAGCCACUCAAGAUGUACCUUCUAUAUUAUAGAGAGAAGUAGGCCAUCAGCUUGCUCAGUUCAGUCACAAACUGGCCACUAGUACCCACAGCAUCAACAGCCCCCACCCCACGGACUACUCCAGCCUGAUCAGCAAAAAUGUGCACAAAUCUACUUUAUAAUGGUUGAAUCAGCAGUUUUGGGGCAUCUGCAGACAAGCACAAAUGGCUCCCUCAAUCAUAACGUGUAGAGCCAUUCUCAUAUGUAAAAUGUUAAUUGCAAAAUCUCCUCUUUUACUGAAUUAUUAAAGCUCUUACUGAAUUUGAUAAGGUAAAAACAGGUUUUCAAACAGUGCUCAAAAGAUGUCCACCAUAAAAACGAGAUAUGAACAGUUUAGACUCUAUUAAUAAACAUAGUUCUUCGCCUGGGAUGACAAGCAGUUCCCACUUGGAGUUUUAGUUUGUGUGUACUUCACCAUUUGUAUUCCCCUCAACAAAUGUGUCAGUCAUUUUCAUUUGAAUAUGGGGGGGGGGGGGACCCCCCAAAAAACUCAAUGAUAAAACACGUUGAGCCUCAUAGUUCUCAUUAUGAAAAGGCCAUGCACCCUGUUCAUAAUACUACUGCUGAAGGGUCUUCAGACACAGCCAAACAAAAAAACCUAGUUUUCCCCAGAUCAAAGGGACUACUCGAGCAACUUCGUCAUUUGAUAUGUUCAUGCAUUUCUCACUGCCUGCUGACCUUUAUUAAUCAAUAUUGUCUCCUAGGUUACCGUCCAGGUAACAGGACAUACAGUCUCUUAUAUUUUAGCUAUAGUUUUUUUUCCUUCUUCCACUCUCCUAAUAAGGAGAUACAGAGCCUAUAUCGGACUGCUCAGUUGUUUUUAUUCCAAUAGUGGUAAUACUCUGAAAUAAAUGGCCAAAAGCCUGCUGUGA